AUGAAUCCAUCAUUGAAAAAGCAAAAACGAGAUCAUCACUCUCCACUCGAACACGAAACCCCUCUCGAUGAUUGGAACCAUUCACUUUUUCAUCGUUCCGAUUUAUUUCAAAGGAUCAUGAUGAGCGGUUUUUUACCUCUUCACGAUGUUUUGCAUCAUGUUCGACUCGUAUGCAAACUAUGGAACGAUCAUGUCGAGAGUGGAUGGAAUGUCUUUCAUUUUCAUGUAUUGGUUCAAAUAUUUCAAUUGAAAAUUCCAGAAAGAAUUAUUUCCUCUCAAGAACAACAAGAACAAUUACCAAAUCAUUCAGCUAAAAGCACUCUCAUGCUCUUCUUUUCCAUAUUAAAAGCGUGUCGUGAAAUUCGAAUGGGUUUGGAACAUCUUUCGUUCAACUCAUUUCUUGAAUUUUCCAUUUUUGAAACACCAAGAACAACACACGAAAAGGAAUUAUUUCAAAACGAGUUCCAAGAGGAGUUAAAUUCGAUGGAAGAAGAUUUGGCAAGUCAAUUUCUUUCAGACAAAUUUUACAAGUCAUGGCCACAUGUUUCAUCACCCAGAAAGAAUGAUGUCUUGUUGACAUGGAUUCCAAACUUUUUAAAUGGAAAACAAAAUUAUUGGACGAACUUGAAUUGUGAUCAAUGGUUCACACGUCCAUUCCAGAGUUUAACAGACAAGAAUGACAAGAAUGACAACUUGAACCAAACAAACAACAACAACCAUUUGGAGAUCAAGUCAUUGUUGUGGGUACAGAGAACUUUCGAACGUGGAAAUUACAAAGAGUUUUUUUUUGACAUGGUGUUGCAUUUGGAAGGAGGCAUGUUGGACCAUUCGAAGAAUUUGAUUGAAAAGUUAUUUCUGGUCAAGGCAGUGGAUGAAUGUACGAUUGAAAAGGCUGAACCUGUGAUUUUGGAGACACCAUUGAUGUGUUCGAACACAAAAUUUGAUUAUGUUUCAUUGGACUUGACGUUUGAAACAGAAACAAGACAUGCCAUCUGUCAACAUGUCACCUGUUUCAGCAAGUAUUCAUUGACUUUUAUUGAUCUUGAAUUUGUAAACGAUUUCCAAUCUCUGGACAUGUUGAUGCAAGGACCAAUUCCAAACGAUCUAGAUUCCUUUUUCAAUCAAAAAUUAGAACAAAUCUUGUACCGACUUUGGUCCACCGGUUUAUUGAAUGUGAAAUUUAUUCGAAAUUUUAUAUUCAAAUUGUUAUUGGCACUUGCACACAAACGAAACGAUUGGUAUUCACUUUCAUUCCAUGACCAUAUUCAAGACAGUUGUUCCCAUGCACAAGCCACGAAAGGUGUCACCGAAUGGUUCAAUGAAUAUCUUCGAAACAAACAAUCAACAACAAGAAACAACAACACAGAAGAAUGCCACGAGGAGGUGUUGCUGCAAACAUUUGUCAAAGAUCAUGAAUUCUUUCAAGGAUAUCAUGAGGGAGAGAAAAUUCAAUCGUACAUGCUGGUGUUGAUGUUGCAACCGAAUUUUGAAACUCAAACUUGUUCAUUCCAAGUAUUGAAGUAUUUAUUUUAUGAAUAUUCCACUCAUGGAGAAAUAAUGAGUUAA
Naegleria lovaniensis is the source of this 1566-nucleotide messenger RNA. RefSeq lists its product as uncharacterized. NCBI's taxonomy places the organism in Eukaryota, Heterolobosea, Eutetramitea, Acrasida, Naegleriidae. The coding region runs from base 1 to 1566 and encodes 521 amino acids. The record is from RefSeq and is a predicted model, not a curated record. The transcript has a single exon.